CCGCCCUUUAAAGGCGAGUUUGUCUUCGAUCGCGCACUCAAACAAAUCUCAUUCAGGCCAAUCGGCUCCACAAUACAACAACAACCCCCCUGGCUUGGGCGUGGGAAACAAACAUAACACCAUGGCCGUCGAUACAAGCUACUUGACCACUCAGGUCAAUAACAUCGUCACCCAAUUGCAUGGCAUCUUUGAUGACAUCGGCGUUCCCAACCAUGAGCGCGAGUCCAGAGAAGCAGAGCUUUUCAGCGCGUUGUCUGAAACGCUAAACAACCACCUCAAACUUGUGGAUAAUGAGAAAAAAGAUAUGGAGGAAGAGGCACAGAACCUCAUUGAGGCAAUCCAGCAUAUGGAGAAGUCCCUAGUGGAUGAGAAAGCAAACGGACAAUACCAGCUUGACCACAACGAACUGCGCAUCAGCUACCCACUGAAUCGCUGCCUCAGCUUCCUCCGGGAAGAGCACAACGCUCUGAGCAAACUACACAAGGAGCGCUUCGAGCAAGUCAGGAAACUUGUCGAGGCUCUUGAGUCGUAUGCGUCGCAUCUGGAACCCACCUUUAUCGCCAUUGAGCUUCCCCCGACAGCUCCUGGUUCAACCAUUUCACCCAGCUUCGAUCUCUCGCCAUCCUACGUCACUGCACUAGACAGCGAAUUCACCCGCGUUUACGAAGAGUACCAUCGCCGUCUGGAGUUUGUUCAGUCCACAUCUGAAGAGAUUAUCAAGCUCUGGGCUGAGCUCGGAACGCCUCAGGUCCAGACAGACACCAACAUCGUCAAAUAUUAUCGCGAAUCGCCAGAACAGUUAGGUCUACAUGAGUCGGAUCUAGCCAACUUGAUGGCCAAGCGCGAGAAGCUCCUGGGCGAGAAGAAAGGCCGUGAGCGCAAACUGACGGACCUUAAGAACGCCGUUGAAGCGCUGUGGGAACGUUUCGGAGUCGAAGACGCCGACAGAAAGGCUUUCAUGAAUGCGAACCGUGGCUGCGGACUUAGGACGAUCAAUGAGUUCGAGGAUGAGUUGAGUCGUCUGAAUGAGCUGAAGAGACAGAACCUGCACUUGUUCGUGGAAGAUGCUCGGUGUCGACUUCAAGAGCUCUGGGAUAGCCUUUACUUCUCGGAAGAAGAGAUGCUUGACUUUACGCCUGCCUUUUCGGAUGUUUGCAGCGAUGCGCUGUUAGAGGCGCACGAAGCUGAAAUCGCGCGACUAGAGACCUUGAAGGAACAGCGCGCCCCGACUCUGCAACUCAUCGAAAAGCAUAAGAGCCUCCUGUCAGAGCGGGAAGCGCUCGCCGUUUCGAGUCAGGACGCAUCCCGUCUUAUGGCUCGUGGAAACAAGGGCGAGAGACGUGACCCCGGAAAGCUGCUAAGAGAAGAGAAGAUGAGAAAGAGGAUUGCCAAGGAGCUGCCCAAGGUGGAAGCUGAUCUGCGCAAAGAGCUGGAGAGGUGGGAGGAUGAGUAUGGCCGGCCAUUCCUCGUCCAUGGAGAACGGUACCUCGACGAACUCACCCCAGUUGUUGCAAAGCCUCCUCCGCGCUCCAAGACUCCUGGACCUACCAGCGCAAAGCGUCCUACCCCAGCACAACCUCCUCGUCCGGCUAGUGUCAUGAGUUCUCGGCCUGGCAGUGCCAUGCGAGGACCUUUGCCGCCGCGCUCGGCUUCUAAGACACCCACUGCCCACCCAACAACAAAAUACAACACCAUUGGACCUGCUGCUGGUAGGGCAGGAGCCAAAUCGCCCUCGAAGAUUCCAGCUCGUGUUCCCCUGGGCAAUAUGCCGCAUGGAAACAACUCCCCGCGCCGGGGUGGUCCAGGCACAUAUUCGUCUAGCACUGUGAACGGUAAGAUGCCGGCGCCUCGUGCACCUCCGCCGAGGAUGCGGGCAUUGACCGGAGGUGAGUCGAGGGAAGAUCGAGCGGCAUACCUCUUUGAGCCACCACGAUCUGCCAGCGCCUUGUCGAAUUCAUUCGUGCGACCAGUCAGCCCAGAGGACGUGUAUGAUGAUCGUAAUCAACGCUCUUUUGUCAGCUCUUCUGCGUUCUCUCAACGCUCCACUGGAUUCUCCCAAUCAUCCCACUCUUCAGCUUCGUCCCUGUCCUUGAGCUCCUCUAUGCAAGGCUACCCCAAGCCAAACCCAUAUUUGCAGCAAAUGCCCCCACCGCCAGCGCCGAGACAAGUAUCGAACUCCACGGUGCAGACCGCAGUAUCCGGGUCAGAGAACUGGGAGACUUUCGAUGACGGUUCGGAAUCCGAAGCAGACGCUAGCGACGUGUACUAUGCGAAGCUUCGUGCUGCACAUGGGAAGCGGCUGGCUGAUCCUGAGGAGAACCAGAACCGCUCCCUUGCAGGCAAGAAAGCCAAAGGCAUCCGAAGCGUAAGCCCAGAUGAGCCAGGUCCCCAGAUGGGGAACAUGGUUCGAGUCAGCGACGCCGAGUGGACGGACGACCUGGAGCCAUAUUGAAGCCUCCGAUAGCCUUUCGUUGAUCUAAUGACCCUACUCGAGACUUUCAGGGGUCUCUGAAAGAACGUGAUUACGAGACGACUCGACGUUGACGAUUUCACGAACGACCCUGAAGCCCUCUUUCUGUCA
Aspergillus piperis CBS 112811 is the source of this 2581-nucleotide messenger RNA. RefSeq names its product putative microtubule associated protein (Ase1). Gene Ontology annotation, molecular function: microtubule binding. The coding region runs from base 122 to 2452 and encodes 776 amino acids. The record is from RefSeq and is a predicted model, not a curated record. Lineage: Eukaryota; Fungi; Ascomycota; Eurotiomycetes; Eurotiales; Aspergillaceae. Gene Ontology annotation, cellular component: mitotic spindle midzone; cytoplasm; spindle. Gene Ontology annotation, biological process: mitotic spindle midzone assembly; microtubule cytoskeleton organization. The transcript is spliced from 4 exons.